Molecule: messenger RNA, 4463 nt
Organism: Procambarus clarkii (red swamp crayfish)
Lineage: Eukaryota; Metazoa; Arthropoda; Malacostraca; Decapoda; Cambaridae
Product: uro-adherence factor A
Biological process (GO): positive regulation of actin filament bundle assembly
Cellular component (GO): Z disc; nucleus; actin cytoskeleton
Molecular function (GO): actin binding
Source: RefSeq, a predicted model, not a curated record
GCUCAGUGGCAGUUUGGCAGUGGCUGUAAGAGGGUUGGGUUUUGGCUGCUCCACUACGGUGAGUGUCGAGGGACGGGAAGUGUCAGCCUCAAGGCACAGUUAAAUACCAGUUAGUGUUCCUCCAGCAUCUUCCCACUCGAGGAAUUGCCUGCCUGCUAGAUCCCCAAAAGAGACUGUAGAACGCUGAGUAGCUGUGAGAAUUACCAGUGAGGGAGAUGGGAGACACGGAGGCGUCGACGGUGGCCAGGAGGGAGACGGUGCAGCAGGAGGGUUCCACCACCCACACAGUCACCAAGACUGUGCAUGAAACAGACGGGUUGCGUAUUGUUGGUGCGCGUGUCUUGUCUGAAAGUGGUAAGGUUGAGUCCUCUGUGGAAUUCCCUAUUAUCACACCUCCGAGUUUGGAAUCAUUAGCAACUUCUACCUACUCCUCCACCCAAAGCAUGGCUCAUUCUGUUACGCCUGAGAAACAAGAGCACGCAGUAACGAGCUUCGAGGCGUCCCACAUGGAGACAUCGCACCAAUCAGCUGUCCGCAUCGAGUCGGUGGUCCAGGGAAGCAAGAUGGAGGGGAUCAGCCAAUCACAAUCAAUCCAGAACGUCAGCCAAUCACAAUCCAUCCAGGGCGUCAGCCAGUCGCAGUCUAUUCAGAGCGUCAGCCAGUCGCAGUCUAUUCAGAGCGUCAGCAGCCAAUCGCAGUCCAUUCAAAGUGUCAGCCAAUCGCAGUCCAUCCAGAGCUCCAGCCAAUCAAAGACCCUCGAGGGGUUUAACGAGUCGCAGUCCAUCCAGAGCUCCAGCCAAUUGCAAUCCCUCGAGAGUACCAACUUGUUACAGUCCGUCACGGAGGCACCAGCUGAGGUUCCAGCAGUGGUUCAGUCUGAGAGCGAACCGCAGUCAGUAGACGAAAACGCUAAUUCCAUCCAAGAAGAACAAGAAGCCACCGCACAGUUACCACCCCCUGAAAUAGAAGCUGUUAAAGAACCAGAGGCGGUUAAAGAGCCAGAACCCGUUGCAGAACCAGUGUCUGUAACGGAACCAGAGCCAGUUAAAGAAAUAGAGCACGCUGCAGAAUUAGAGUCGCCGAAAGAGUCUGAGCUCGUUCUUGAACCAGAACCCGCCAGAGAACCAGUGCCUGUGGUUGAAUCUGUCACAGAACCCGAACCAGAUAAAGAACCAGAGCCUGUGGUUGAAUCUGUCACAGAACCCGAACCCGAACCAGUUAAAGAACCCGAACCAGAAACAGUUAAAGAACCACAACCAGAUGAACAGCCAGAGCCUGCUGUGGAACCGGAACCCGUCAAAGAAGAAGAAGAAGAAGAACCAGUGGGUGAAGCUCUGCCAGACUCAACCCCGAUACCCACCGCCGAUCCAGAACCCUUCACCGAACCUCCCGCCGAACCGGAAGCAGCGCCCGUCGACGUCGUCGAGGCACCAGAGGUGGAAGAAAUCAGCCAAGAGAACAUCAAGACACAGCUGCAGGAGAUCAUCACGGAAAUAGAGCGAGAAGCGUCCCCAGAGCAGGAAGAGGUACAGGGGAAGGAGGCAGGUGAAGGGGGUGUGGGCGAAGUCAAAUCUGCGACGGAGGCGAAGUCGGUGGCGGUGAUAGAGACGGUGAAGGAGGCGCAGCACGUGGUGGUGGUGGCGGAGCGGGAACACCAGCCACUGGAGACACAGGAGGUGGAGGAAGAGGAGGAGGAGGAGGGGGAGGAGUUCGAGUAUUAUGAUGAGGACGGUGUGCUUCACCACACGUGGAGACCGAGGGGAACAUACCAGAUCCAGAAAACGGCCAUCCAGUACGAGGACGUUGUGCCCAUCACAUUGCCGGAUGUCCAGUUCACAGAGCUGGAGCCAGAGCCAGAGCCACCAGCGCCACAGCCACAACCACAACAACAUUUGCAGCAGGUGGAGCUGCAGGAGAAUCAUCAGGGCAUGACCAACGGCAGCCUCUCCCCUACCUUCCUCUCCCCCAUCGAGAUCCCAGAAGGCAUACCGCUUCUGGCCCGCAUCUUGCCCAAGGUGGAUCAUGGAGAGGAUGGUGAGAAGAAGAUCAGCCUGGAGCGGCUGUUUACACCAGCGACGGACUCGGGCGACCUCACGCCCAGGAGAAGUACGUCCAAGAAGGCCUACGCCUCGUCAUCCUUUUACCGUCCCGAUCACCCGACUAUUGACGACCAAGUUGAACUGGCCCAAAGGAUCUCCUUCUCAUUGGUGGAUGAGAAUAACAAGAUGAGCCGCGGCCAGUCAAUGUACAUGAAGCGGAAGAAACGGUCCAUGCGCUGGAUUCACGAAGGAGGCGAGGGGGAGGACGACUUCUCAGGACCCGGGUCAGGAUCGGAAGCGGUUGAAGACGAACCUACACAACGAACUCCCACGGCCCGUCGCCCAGUCUCCAUGCCUGCUCUCAGCAUCCCUGAAGUGAAGAAACCUGCCAUGAAGCUGUUAAUGAACCCCAAAGGCGUGCAAGACUUCCAUGCAGUACAAGAGCACUACCAAGCCCUCAUGAACGCCACGCCCCCCAGCCCAGAGGUCGGCAAGAUUGUCACUGAAGUUCAGAGUCCCACCGGGAAAGGAGCUGAACUCUUCGCUAAGCGUAAGAAGCGAAUGGACCAAUUUAUCGUGGAUGAGACGACGGUGCAGAAGGCCCACCAACAGCAGAUAACCACGAGUCAGCAGUCAUUCUCUAGCACCUCAAACUUCAGCAGCGCCAGUACUAGCACCAGCAAUUUCACCUCCAAGAAACAAGCAGAGUAUGAAAGGAAUCGGCAGCAGGAGCAGAUAUUGGAACAGUUCCUGAAGGAGCGGGAGUCGAGCAUCACCAUGAUCAAGUCGCCGUGGCAGGCAGCCCUGGAGACGGGAUGUGCAGCUAAUGCCUUCCAGGAAAAGGAAAGAAGAAUGCAGUUGGCUGACACAGUGUGUGAACGGGCUGAUGCCAAAGUGGCCGCAGCACCUUGGCUGGAGAUGACCAAACCAUUACCGAUGAGCACACCAUCCGUGGGGGAUGCUGGACUUGGCGCAGGCACCGGGGCUAUCUAUACUGCCGAGGUGAAGGUGGUGCAGCGCGCCUCUCUCCCGCCCACACCGGUCCUCGACGUGCCUCACCACUCCCUCUUGGAUUUCGCGGGUGAGGACAAGUCCGACAAGCGUCGUUCACUCAGCUUCAACCUCGCCGCCAAGGGCUGGGGCACCUACAACAAAUUCUACACGCCGGUAACCUUCGCCACGUAGAAGUGUGAGGCUUCGAUUCACUUGCCAUAAAUGCCUUGCAGUCUACAAGAGUCCGGGUUUGGCGUGGGCAAUGAAACACCACCCAAUUAAUCGUUGGGUUGAUUUUUAAUACUGAAGUCUUAAUUGUACAGUGCAUCAUUCAUCUGCUCUAUAAAAUCACAAAUGAUGUGAAUGUUAUCCAUUUGUUUAUUAGCCUAACAAAUCACCUCAACCGCUGUGAAUUUCCAUCUGACUUUAUGUUUAAAUCUUGGAUGAUAAAAUAUAUUGUUAUUUUUGGGUUAGUUAUUAUGUUCUGUUGAUUUUUUCCUCCUUGUUGUAUAGUUUACUCAUAAUUGUGCUUAGAUUGGAAAUUAUUCAGAUUUGUUCUCUAUUAGGGAAUAAAAUCUAUUUAUUUACCUCACAUAGACAUGUCCAAUGUUUAGUUCUGACUAUUGUAUAAUUAUUUGUAGUGUUCUAUGAUGACGAUCGAGUGUCCUUUUGUGAUAUUCCCAUACUAUUAAGUACCUCCUAUGUUCUGAAUGACCGAGAAUCGUUUCCACGAGUUUCUCGAGGGAUGAUACCCAAUUACAGAUGACAGAGUGAGUUUGAGGGCUCCAAAUUGCAUUAUUGUCUCUGAGAACCUUGACGACCUGAAAACCCAUUUGAAAAUUUGUACAUACCGAAUGUUAGAUUAGUAUCAUGAAGAGAUAUAUGAGGAAGUUAUCUCACGUGAGGUUGGUGAGUGUAAGAGCCAGGGUAUCAAGGAAUGUUUGAACCUUAGUUGUGUAUAUCGGGUGACGGUAGGUUUGCAUAGCCUCGCGGCCCUGCGCGGCUUAGCCUUGUAAACAACUUAAAUGUAUCUCGUAUAUAGAGUUUUACCUUUGGACAUUAAUAGGCCUUUCGGUAAUUCUUAAUAACUGGUAUACUUUCAAAUUGUUUCAACAUAGCGAGAUGAACACAUUUAGCAUUUUAACCUCCAUAUACGAGACCAUUUUAAGCUUGUCCCCGCACAGGACUGCCAGACGCACCGGUGUGGGGCGGCUUAUUGGUUGUCAUGGGCUGAAUACCUUCAAUAUUACCCAGUCUGCCUAUCCUAAUGCUGCACCAUCUACCCGGCCUAUCCACAUAAUCUACUGUUGUCAUCCACACGGCCUAACCCCAUAUCCUACCACAACCAGUUACCCCACACCGUGUCCAAGGCCCUGCUAACACUGCACUGCCUGAAGCUAUGUAUCAUGCGGAAAAUAAACAUGUACUGUA